GCGAAACCCUCUCAUGUGCAGAGUUCAGACGUCGUAGUCGCAGCAGCGAAACCCCAAAUCGCAAGUUCGCAACUCAGCACUGCUCGAGCUCGGUGGCCUGCGACGGUGAGGUCGUGCGUACGUGCUCGAUCCGCCCGACGAUGGCCUGGCCCCGCUCCGCCGUCCUCCUGCUCGCAGCCUCCUGCGCGGUCCUGCUCGCAGCCUCCUGUGCCGUCCUCCUCGCGGCCCCGGCGUGGCCGUCGCACUCGCGGCCGGCGGCGGUGUACGGCGUCGGCGACCAGACGGGGUGGGCGGUGCCCCCGGGCAGCGCCCCCGUUGCGCUCAACGAGUGGGCCGCGAGGCACCGGUUCCUUGUCGGCGACGUCCUGGAUUUCAAGUACGCCGGCGACGACUCGGUGCUCCUGGUGCGCUUGGGCGACUACGAGCGGUGCAGCGCGGCGAGCCCCCUGCGUCGGUUCGCGGACGGCGGCGGCGUCGGCGGCGGCACCAGGUUCGCGCUCGCCCGCCCCGGGCUCUUCUACUUCAUCAGCGGCGCGCCGGCGCGCUGCGAGGCGGGCCAGCGCAUGGUCGUGCGCGUCGUGGACGCGCACGCACGCCCCUCCCUCAUCAGAGCCUCCCCGACGCCGGCUCCGGCGCCGGCCACGGGGACCCAGCCCUCCGGCGACACGCCGCCGUCCGGGCACCGUCGGCUCUCCCUCGCGCAGAAGCAGUUGGCGGCGGCGGCGAUUGGGUUCGGGGCCGGAUUUAUUUUGAUCUUCUCUAUCGUAUGGCUCUGUAUAUGUUGCAACAACAAAUAGAACUUUAUCCCUGUCUUUAAUUUUGUGCUUUUGGUACCUGCUGUUUGUUUAAGACCUGGGAUGAGUUCUCUGAAAUUCAUCUAUUCAUUUCUCC
Panicum virgatum (switchgrass) is the source of this 891-nucleotide messenger RNA. RefSeq names its product early nodulin-like protein 1. The transcript has 2 exons. Gene Ontology annotation, molecular function: electron transfer activity. Lineage: Eukaryota; Viridiplantae; Streptophyta; Magnoliopsida; Poales; Poaceae. Bases 141 to 797 code for a protein of 218 amino acids. The record is from RefSeq and is a predicted model, not a curated record. Gene Ontology annotation, cellular component: plasma membrane.